ACAGGAGUUUACGCCACCCAGGUAUAUACGAAGAUGAUGCAGCGCAGCCCUGGGGCCAGUAGUUCUUAAGUGGCCUGUCCUUCUGUCGAAUCUGGAAUCUGAACAAGGCCUUUUACAUAGAUUGUCCUGGCUUGAUCUGAUUAACACCCACAUUAUCACAAUGUCUGCCAGGUAUCUUCUCUUUGCCCCCCUCCUGAGAUCAGCUUUAGCAGGGAGCCUCAACACAGGUUCCUUCUCCUCCUCGCUCUCCCCCUUCUCAGCAUGCAACUACAAGUCGCCAUCUAGCGUGACAGCAUCUGACGGCAACGUGGAAUUCUACUUUGAUGAGAGCGACUUCAACGACACCCGUGACGACAAGGGGGUCGAGAUCUGCGUCUUCGAAGACGGGACAACCACCAACGUUGCCCAGAUGACGAAGGAAGGAUGGCAGGGCUUCAAGCUCUAUGCCUCAUCAGACUCAUUCCCAACCGACAGAAGCACCAUCAUCGCACAGCAGUUCUGUCCUGGAGGUUGCUCGUCCUGGUGCGGUGCGUUGCAGAUCGUUGAUAACGCGCUUGUGGCUGAGCACCGCGCUGCCUGCGGAGAGGCUACAACGACCACAGUUGUUGCGGAUAUUGAGCGCGAUACUUGGCAUGAUGUCGUCGUGCAUAUGAGAGUUUCACAAGUGGAAGACGGCGCGUACGAGGUUUGGUGGGAUGGGACGCAGGUGUACAGCGUGGAUGGCACCGAUAUUGGCUUUGGGACGUGGGACGGGGACGAAAUAUCUUCUGGGUGGUAUUUUUAAAAACGGGAUGUAUGCCUUUGAUACGGAGGAUUACGUCGACGGUAGGACCAGGACGUUGUUGUUUGAUAACGUGAGCUGGUACGAGGCUGAUGGCGAUGAAACGGACGGAUAUGAUACUGUUGCCCCAGGGAGUGCUAGUUAAUCGGCUUUUGAAUUUUGGGUUACUUAGGGUAAAUGAAUCUACUGCACGGUAG
Aspergillus versicolor CBS 583.65 is the source of this 978-nucleotide messenger RNA. RefSeq lists its product as uncharacterized. The transcript is spliced from 2 exons. The record is from RefSeq and is a predicted model, not a curated record. Lineage: Eukaryota; Fungi; Ascomycota; Eurotiomycetes; Eurotiales; Aspergillaceae. The coding region runs from base 161 to 784 and encodes 207 amino acids.